AUGUCGUCAUUUAGAAGACAGUUCAUCGACUCUUCGUCAGUGUCGCUCUCGAACUCCCCGUUCCAGAACUCUCCACUGAAAAACUCCACCCACAACGCCAUGUCCAUUCAUCUGGGACACUCGGCAUCGAAUCUUGCAAAUAUCAUGGUGCCUCUGAGCUACGGCAGUCUCCACGGAAGCAUCCAUAACAAUAACAAUAGCACGCGAUCCAACUCUGUGUCUUAUGAUGAGCAUGUGGCAAAUAUAGGCACCUCCAACCCGGCAUCCAUCGACUACAAGACGGUGACUAAGCAUCUUGGAACUCCCGACGAAACUCUCAAAAUGCAAGGAGGAGACGUUGCACGGUACUUGUAUCAUCAGAUAGAGAAUGCGAAUAAAAAUGCCAACGGUGGGGGCAAGGGCAGGGCCAGAUCCUCUUCAUUUAGUAAUCUCAUCGAUGCCAGAAGAGAAUCAACAGCCAGUGACAUCAACGUGCCUGGAGGAUUCCGUAGGGAGUUCUUGAUCAACCGUUCGUUACAGCAGAACAAACCUCCACCAAAUUUUUUAACUAGAAACUUUGUGGAGUUCUUGAGCAUUUACGGUCAUUUUGCCGGUGAAGACUUUGAUGACGACGAUGACGACGAGUCUUCCGAGGAAAGUUACGAAGAUGUGUUUGACGAGGAGUCGCUGUUGUUACAGGAAAGAAGACCUGUGGGUUCUGUGCCCAAAAAACGGAAAAAGACGGCUCAUAAAGGCACUGCCAGCCAGGUUAAGACGUUUUUCCUUCUUUUCAAGGCUUUGGUGGGCUCCGGUGUGCUUUUCUUGCCUGGAGCCUUCCACCAUGGUGGUUUGCUUUUCUCUACCAUUGUUAUGAUGAUUUUCGGCUUCUUGACCUACAUCUGUUACAUUGUUUUGAUCUUCAGUAAGAAGAUUCUCGGAAAGAGUUCAUUCGGUGAGUUGGCGUUCCUCACAUACGGUAACCCUUUGAAGUAUUCAAUCAUGGUAUCGAUCAUUUUGGCUCAGAUUGGGUUUGUGGCUACAUAUAUCUUGUUCACGGCUGAGAACAUGGCGCUGUUCAUGGAGGGCUUUUUCCACAUCACCGUGAGCAAAGCCAACAUUGUAAUUCUCCAAUGUCUUAUUUUGAUUCCGUUCGUUCUUAUCAGAGACUUAACCAAGUUGAGUUUCACGUCCCUUCUUUCCUCCGUGUUUAUUCUUGUCGGUUUGAUGAUCAUCUUCUACUUUUCUGGCUUGCAAUUGAUCGAGCAUGGUAUCGGCCCUAACAUCGUACAAUUCAACAGCAAGACGUGGUCCAUGCUUAUUGGUGUGGCAGUUACUGCUUUCGAAGGUAUUGGUUUAAUUCUUCCCAUCGAAGCAUCCAUGGCCCACCCAGAAAAGUUUCCAUUUGUUCUCUCGAUGAGUAUGUUGAUCAUCACCGCAUUGUUCGUGGCCAUUGGUGCCAUUGGCUACUCAAGCUUUGGAGAAAACGUGAAGUCCAUCAUCAUUUUGAACUUGCCUCUGACCAACAUCGCAGUGCAGCUGAUCAUGGUGUUGUACUCGAUUGCUGUGUUUUUGACCGCCCCAUUGCAAUUAUUCCCAGCCAUCAGAAUCGGAGAGCUGGUUCUUUUCAACUCCAGACUCUUCUUGACCAAGGAGCAGCAGAGCCAUACCGAGGAAGGUAAAUUGUACCACAACUCUGGAAAGUACAACCCACAUAUCAAGUGGAUCAAGAAUAUCUUGAGAGCAGCAUCAGUCGUGUUCAUUUCUUGUGUGGCUUACUUGAACGCCAAUAACAUCGACAAGUUUGUGAGUUUCAAUGGAUGUUUCGCAUGUAUUCCACUUGUCUACAUCUAUCCACCUAUGAUUCACUUGAAGACAUACAAGACGCAGCCCAACCAGCUGAUGUUUUUCAAGUACUUUGACUGGGCGAUCAUUGUGGUGGGUGUUCUUGCCGUUUUCUACACUUCCUACCAGAUUUUGUUUGCCAUUGAGUAG
Molecule: messenger RNA, 1971 nt
Organism: Sungouiella intermedia
Lineage: Eukaryota; Fungi; Ascomycota; Pichiomycetes; Serinales; Metschnikowiaceae
Source: the annotation of a GenBank genome assembly